This is a messenger RNA of Rhodotorula toruloides NP11, 5802 nucleotides long. RefSeq lists its product as uncharacterized. Lineage: Eukaryota; Fungi; Basidiomycota; Microbotryomycetes; Sporidiobolales; Sporidiobolaceae. The transcript has 6 exons. Gene Ontology annotation, biological process: retrograde vesicle-mediated transport, Golgi to endoplasmic reticulum. The coding region runs from base 1 to 5802 and encodes 1933 amino acids. The record is from RefSeq and is a predicted model, not a curated record. Gene Ontology annotation, cellular component: endoplasmic reticulum membrane; Dsl1/NZR complex. Gene Ontology annotation, molecular function: SNARE binding.
AUGCGCCGGAGAUCUUUAUAUUGCUCAUUACAACUCCUCAUCCCUUGUCGAUACACGCUCUCAAAGCUGGACGAGCUUGUCGAGGCAGCGCGCGGCGGCGACUGGGAGCAGGCGUUCUCGCACGCGCUCUCGCUCGCCGGCCACCCUCUCGCCCACCACGCCGCACAGAACCACUUCCUCUCGCUCAUCGCCUCGGACCGCUUCCGCUCGCUCUCGCCCUCGGAUGCAGACAGGCUCUUCGCGGUCUUCCCACAGGACCAGUGCGAGUGGAUUUGCGCGGCGGCACUACAGGUUGCGAGGGAGGGAAAGACGGAUGAUGUCGUCGUCGCUCUCCGGGCCCUCGAGUGCGGGUUGAGGGCGACAGAGCGGUGGAGUGCGUCGCUCGCGGAUCUGGCGGACUCGAUCGCAGAGCGGGAGUGGGAGAAAGCGGCCGAAAUUGUCAAGGGUGAAGCGCAGGGCGACGAGGCGAAGUGUGCGCGGGCGAGGGCCGCAUUGCUCGAGUUGCAGGACAGGGCAACGAGCUGGGAGGCUCUCUUUGGCGCAGACGCAGAGACUAGGGACCCGAGCACGCCCAAGCUCGGUGGAGCCGCGCAUAGGAGGACGCUCAGCUCGGCCGCAGACUUGCGGGCGCGAGGAGGCGAGGCGAAGGCCGACGGCGAGCCUGGGAAGUCGCAUGAGGUUGAGGCGGAUGGAUGGGGCGAGCUGGAUCUGCCAGACGACGAGAACGAUAUCCCGCGAACUCCCUCGACUCCACAACCCGCUCCCCUCCUCCCGCUCUCGCAGUUCCUGUCGACUCCCCUUCCCCUCGUCGCGCUCACACUAGCGACGACCUCGCACCUACCGGAGCUCCACCUCCUUCUGUCCCUCCACACUCGCUCGCUCUGGCCAUACCGGUCGCAAAUCCUCGAAUGCAUCCCCGGCUGGAUCGACCCCACCGACUACGUCGACCUCUUGCCCGCUGUCGACGCGCAAGGAGCGAAGGAGACGAUGUGGGAGGAUGUGCUGCCUUGGCGGGAAGAGCAGGAUUGGAGCGAGCGCGUGCUUGACCUCGUCCAGCCUCCGUCACCGUCUACGGACCUUCCCGAGUACCGCUCGGCAGCCGAAGUCGCGGCGUGGUACCUCUCCCGCGUGUCUAGUCUCGUCGAAGGUGGAUACGUCGACACGGCACUCGCGCUCGUCCAGCAUGCAGCGGCGAGGGGCGUUGAAAUCCCUGCGGGAGAAGCGGGAGGCGGACUGGACGAAGUGGGCGAGGAGUUGACGUUGCUGGCCAAGGCAGUGUACGAGCGGCCAUCCCGUGAAAAUGGCGAGGAGGAGGAAGAGGACUGGUCGCUCGAGCGCUGGCGCUCGCUGUCGCCGAAACAGGUCAUCGAGACCUACACGUCGAGCUCGACACCCGCCACGAUCGCACAAACUCUCCGCUCGCUCGUCUUGCCGUAUCUCUCCGUCCUUGAGGCCCGCCUCGAGCGUCGCGGCGAAGCGAAUCCCGCCGGCAAGAUGACCGGCCUUCUCUACGACUACAUCCUCGCCCUGCCCCUCUCCUCAUCCGGCCUCGACCUCCUUCGUCCGAUCUUCGAGGCGUCGAAGCCGACUCUGCCCGUCUCGCAGCGCAUCGUCAAGUCGGAUACCGACCUUGCACGGCUGGCGAUCGCGGUUCUGUACGGCGCGGGUAAGCAGGGCGUCACGCAGGGAGGCGCGGCGGUCAUGAGCAAGAUUUUCGAGUGCUUGCCCGCAUUCGAUGGAUCGAGCUCGACUGCGGAAGAAGGGGAGGAUGCCGACUUGUUCGACCUUGCGUCCGAGUCGACAGCCGACCUCGCUCGACCGGCCGGUCCCGCCUCGACUGCUCCUCCCUCUCCGUCCCCUUCUCCCUCCGUCUUCUUCACGGCCCUCUCACUCGCUCCGCCAACCGCCCUCUCAGCACACCUCGACACACUCGACCUGCACCUCUCGCAACUCGAGUCGCUCUUGCGUUACCACUCCGCCCCAAACACCGGCCUCUUCUGGUUCCUCUCGUCGUACCGCUCCGAAAUCGCCCAGCGAAAUUGGGCGACCCGUCUCGCGCGGACUGCAGCGAGCAACGGCGCAGGAGCGGACGGCGACGAGGGAGAGUUUGAGAGCGCCGACAUGUGGCUCGAAUUGAUGGAGUUCAUGGCGGAGGGGACGGGCGUUGCGGGUGAGGAGCCGAGCGGGACAGACGAGGAGCGGAUCGAGAAGGGUCUGGGCAGGUUGUUCUGGAAGUUGGGCAGGGAGGAAGCGCUUAAGAUCUUCUUUGGCGGGGUGCUCGGCGCUGGUCGCUUCACCCUCGCCCGCUCGCUGCUCGAGCCAUCCUCGACUUCGCCGCCUCUCGAGCCGCAGGCGGUCGAAGAUCUCGUCAUCUCCGCCUCGCGCGAGUUCUACGAUAACGCGGAGGAAGGCAAUCUGCACAGCGGCGACAUGAAGAUGGCUUUCGACUGCCUUUCAGCCGCACCUCAGCAGACCCCUCGCAUCCGCUCCGAGCGCGCAUUCAUCGAAGCGACCUCGCGGCUGUGCUCCUUCCGCCUCGACUCUCGACCCGGCAUCCCCCUCACUCCGAUCGAGCUCCGCCACGCACCUGACCGUCUUCUCUACGUCUCGCGUCUCCUCUCAUCGAACGACUCGGCGUAUCGCCACCCCGAAAUGGUCCUCGAGCUCGUGCGAAAACUUGGCUACCCCGAAGGCGGGAAGGAGGAGUCUCGCACGCUUGCGAUGCUUAGCGACGCCGCCGUCCAAGCUGGGGACUGGACUCGCGCGUCCGAGAUGUGCGACCGAGCGGUCAAGGUCGUCGAAGGCUUGCGGAAGAAGGCGAGUCGGCCGGCGAAAGAGGGUCAAGAGGAGCGGCAGCGGGAUGCGGAUGAGGCGGCUGAAUACGCGUGGAAGGCGUGCUUCCAGCUUGGCAAGCACGAGGGAUGGCGAGACAGCCAGAAGAGGCUGCAGGCGCUCGGUCAGGCGCUCACGCUGUGCCCGCCCGAGCGGAUACAGGACAUCCUCCCGACCUGGACGGCGCUUGAGCGGGAAGUCGCGCAGGAGGCGCUGAAGAAGGAGCAGGACGAGGCCAAUGGUGCGAAGCCUGGCGCGGCCGGAGGCAACGCGGCGGAAGCAGCGGCACGGGCAGCAGCGGAAACUGCAGCAGCCGGCGCAGCCAAGGUCGCCAACUUCCUCUCUGCCGCCGCAGCGCGAGCCGGCUCCUCGCCUGUGCCGCCCGAGUCCCCGCGCUCCGGUACGCCCGUCAAGUCGCCGUCGUCGGGCACGCCGCAGAGCGCACAUUUCCCUACGUCCGCCGCAGCGGCGGGUCAUCUCGCGCAUGAGACGGCUGCCGCCGCCUCGUACACCCUGCGACGAGCAGCUGCGUUCUUCGGUGGGGAUCACUCGAGUAACCGGCCACAGUCGACCUCGCCAGCUCGAGCUGCCCGUCCGAUCACGCCUCUAUCGCCUGCAUCCUCCUCCGCCUCUGUCACUUCCCCACCGCCCAAAGCCCGCCCACCUCCCCAAGCGCCCGCAAGGUCGCCUUCCCCUCCUUCUCGUUUCGCCUCAGCUUUCGAGAACCUCGCAGACCACCGACCUCGACCUUCGCCCUCUUCGCCUCCGCGUGCAGAAGGAGGGUUCGGCGGGUUCGGCUUGCGCUCAGGCCUGUCGAAAGGACUUACGGCAGGCGUCGGGUGGCUUAUAGGUGCGGAUGAGAUGCUUGAGGAGGAGAAGCGGUACGAGGAGGAGCAGCGGAGACGGCAGGAAGCAGAGUUGCGGGAACGGCAGAAGGAGCAGGUCAGGGAGGCUAGGGGCGAGCCUGCGCCGGUCAAGCAGAUGUCUCAGCCGGCUAAGGUGCAGAAUAGGGCGCGGCAGGUCCCGCCUGCCUCGAGCACGAAGCCCAAAGGACGGACGAAGUUGCAGGCGGUGAGGGUUCCGGUCGAGAAGAAGUCGGAGCCUCCGAAGUCGAAGGACGAGGAUGACUGGGAUGCAUGUCUGGCGAAGAAGCUCCCUUGCGAGCGGACGACUCUCUUCCUUGUUCCAUCCGCUCUGUCCCCGCUUGACACCCGCUUUCGCACGCUGGCGCCCUUCGCAGCUACCUAUGUACCACCUGCGGAUGUCCCUCGCAGCGAUGGGCCCGUCAGCAUCGUCCUCUCCCUCGGACCGCACGACGAGACGAGCGAACUGAUGGAAUGGGACAAGGUCGAGGUGCCGGAAUCUGCGACGGUGUUGGACGCCCUGCGGCACUUGCGCAGCGAGGAUGGACACGCUGGCAUGCAGAUUGACAUGCCCUGGGAGCUGGACGGGUCCUGGUGGUCUGAGGGAGGUCCGUUGGCUGUCGUCGACACAAACGUACUCAUUAGCCAUCUCGCCCUGCUGCGCGAGUUCGUCGAGCUUGCUGCCCGUCUUCCACCCACCUCCCGACCCGUCCUCCUCGUCCCCCACAUCGUUCUUCUCGAGCUCGAUGGGCUCAAGACUUCCUCUCGUUCGACCGACACGUACUCCAACAACGGUUCAGCCGCGCGGGCCCGGUCCAGCAUCUCCACCCUCGCUCGCUCGGCGACAAAUUGGCUUCUUAGCGAGUUGAGCGGUUCGCGGGAAAACGGUGUCGUACGAGGCCAGCGCAAGGCGGAGACGCUUCUUCCGCUGGACGAGCGAGGAAAGCCGUUUGGCGAGAAUAACGACUCGCUCGUCCUUGAUGCGGCCCUCUACCAGCGGGAGCAGCGGGCCGCAAGUCGGGUCAUCCUCCUGACAGACGACCGCAACCUCCAGCUCCGCGCGACGGUCGAGCAUGUCGAAGCCUUUGGUAUUGAAGCUGGGCAGGAUGCGACAUCGCUGCUCGAUUUGCUGUCGAGGACUGUCCCUCCGCCAGGGCCGUCACAUCCUCCCUCUCCUCCUCCUCGACCUCGAGAACCUUCUUUCUCACGCUACGGUGGGUCUAGCCCUGUCAAGACACCGCGUAAGCGACAGUCGCCGCCCGCACCUUCGCCUUCGUACCCCUCGCCGAGCCCGUCACCGAGCCAUUUCGUCCCGCCUUCACCCGCCGCACCGACUCAACGCCGAGAUCCACCCACAUCCGUCCCUCUCCCUACCUAUCAUGCAAUGGAAGCCGAAGCUAUCGACACACCGCCUCUACACUCCGACCUCCCUCCUCCGCCUCUCGUCUCGGUCGAAUCGCCCGUCGACGUUUUUUACAACCUCUCCCUACUCAUCGGCCACUUCGUCGCCCUACCAUUAUACCGACACGCAUAUCAGUAUCUCCGGGCAACACGCCCGAACGAGCAGCAUGAGUGGCAGCCUGAACUCGGAGACUGGAGGUACUGGUCUCCCGCCGAGUGCGCGCAGCGGGCGAAGCGAUGGUGGGAGGAUGGACAAGUGCGGGAGUUGUGUCGCGUCGGGCUGGAGCAUGCGUCGACGGCGCCUCUUGAGCCGCCUGUGCCUCCGCGCGCGCAAGCUCCGCCGCGACAGUCGACCCCCGGCUCCUCGCGAUGGGCCACCCCUACCACCUCCGCUCCUCUGCCCGCUCCUGCACCGACGAAUCAGCGAGUCGCGCCACGACGCCCCAAACCCUCGAUCGACCGGCAGCUCUCGGACCUGCAUUCCUCCCUCCCCACUCUCGUAACCUACCUCUCCUCCGCCCCUCCCUCACUCACAACCUGGUCCGCACCGCGAUGGGAAGUCCUCCUCGAGUCGACAGGGACGUUCCUAGUCGCGGUUUUGGGGGGAGCGGUAGGUGGGGAUGUGAGAGGGGAGGUUGGGACGGUUGUGCUGGAGUGGGUGGGGGACUUGGGACGGCUGGGGAUCAGGGUGGAGGUGGAGUUGUAG